AGGAAACUCAUGAUCUGAUAAGCUUAAAUCUUCAUCUGCUGCAUUGUAUCAUUUCAAUUUGGGUCCACAGGAGAGAAGAUAAAGAGGUUGGAGCAUUACAAGAGGGAGUGGGGCAUGCAUAGCUUUUCUUCGCUGACAUGAUGAGCAUCAUGGAGGCCAUCAACUUACAUGCACCAAACCACACUAUAUAUGGACCUCUGCAACUGCUCAUACAGCAACAUUGGCAGAGUCGUCUGUCCUCCACAGCUGCAGCUAUGAGCUUUGCUGUGACCAGAACAAGCCGGUCUUUGGUCACUCCAUGCGGGGUCACGCCGACGGGCUCGCUCGGCCUCUCCGCCAUCGACCGGGUGCCCGGCCUCAGGCAUAUGGUGCGGUCGCUACACGUGUUCAGGCACGGCCGGGAGCCGGCCAGGGUCAUCAGGGAAGCACUGUCGAAGGCGCUGGUGAAGUACUACCCCUUCGCGGGGCGGUUCGUGGACGAUCCCGAGGGCGGCGGCGAGGUUCGUGUCGCUUGCACUGGCGAGGGCGCUUGGUUCGUCGAGGCCAAGGCGGACUGCAGCUUGGAGGACGUGAAGUACCUCGAUCUCCCGCUCAUGAUCCCUGAGGACGCGCUCCUGCCCAAGCCCUGCCCGGGACUGAACCCCCUCGACCUCCCUCUCAUGCUGCAGGUGACAGAGUUCGUGGGCGGCGGAUUCGUGGUCGGCCUCAUCUCCGUCCAUACCAUCGCCGACGGCCUCGGCGUCGCCCAGUUCAUCAACGCCGUCGCCGAGAUCGCCCGUGGCCUGCCGAAGCCCACCGUGGAGCCUGCAUGGUCCCGGGAGGUCAUACCCAACCCACCUAAGCUGCCUCCCGGUGGCCCGCCCGUGUUCCCCUCCUUCAAGCUGCUCCACGCCACCGUCGACCUAUCCCCUGACCACAUCGAUCACGUCAAGUCCCGACACUUGGAGCUCACCGGCCAGCGCUGCUCUACCUUCGACGUCGCCGUCGCCAACCUGUGGCAGUCCCGCACGCGCGCCAUCAACCUGGACCCCGGCGUCGACGUGCACGUGUGCUUCUUCGCCAACACUCGCCACCUGUUGCGCCAGGUCGUCCUCCUGCCCCCCGAGGAUGGCUACUACGGCAACUGCUUCUACCCGGUGACCGCCACCGCCCCAAGCGGCAGGAUCGCAUCGGCCGAGCUCAUCGAUGUCGUCAGCAUCAUCAGGGACGCCAAGUCGAGGCUGCCGGGCGAGUUCGCCAAGUGGGCUGCCGGGGAUUUCAAGGACGACCCUUACGAGCUCAACUUCACGUACAACUCGCUGUUCGUGUCGGACUGGACCCGGCUCGGCUUCCUCGACGUCGACUACGGCUGGGGCAAGCCCCUCCACGUUAUACCGUUCGCGUACUUGGACAUCAUGGCGGUCGGCAUCAUCGGGGCGCCGCCGGCGCCGCAAAAGGGGACUCGGGUGAUGGCGCAGUGCGUCGAGAAGGAGCACAUGCAGGCGUUCCUGGAAGAGAUGAAAGGCUUCGCUUAAACCAGCAGCAGUGUAGUACUUCUCAGUAUCCUAUAAUAAUGUCCGAGUUCAACGUUUCA
Musa acuminata AAA Group (dessert banana) is the source of this 1573-nucleotide messenger RNA. Its product is annotated as acyl transferase 4-like. The coding region runs from base 138 to 1514 and encodes 458 amino acids. The record is from RefSeq and is a predicted model, not a curated record. The transcript is spliced from 3 exons. NCBI's taxonomy places the organism in Eukaryota, Viridiplantae, Streptophyta, Magnoliopsida, Zingiberales, Musaceae.